UUAGUACUAGUUUUUUCUUUUGUCAGCCUGCUGACUAUGUGAAACAGUAACUAACCAUCUCAAGUCCAAGUGGGUUUAUUGUCUAUUGGAACAAAUGUUAUUUCUGCAGGACCACUGUGCAGCAUAUAAAGUGCAAAUACACAACAGUGUGAGAUAAGUAAAUAAAUACAUAGGAGAAUAAAUUUCUUUAUAUGCUUUAGGAAAAGGCAUUAACUAGACAAGACACCAGAAUAGUACUGGAUGGAAGGGACAAGAAUAUUAUUGGUGAAUUAAUCUUAUGGUGUGUAGCAGUGCAUGGGCCUUGAUUUUGUGUAUGGUGUGCUGAUGAUGUACAGUAGUCAAGUAGAUGGCCAAAAGUUUGUCCCUCGCUUGUGUGCAUUUUGAACAUCCCAUUCAAGAUAUAGUCCCCUCUUUGCUGUUUAUAAUAGCCUCCAUUCUUCUAGGGAGGCUUUUCGCUAGAUUUUGGAACAUGGCUGUGGGGAUUUGUGCUCGUUCAUUCACAAAAACAUUAGUCAAAUCGGGCCCUGAUGUCAGGUGAGGUGGACGGGGUGCAGUGUAUUCCAAAGGUGUUCAGUAGGGUUGAGGUCAGGGCUCUGUGCAGGACACUCAAGUUUUUACACACCAACCUUGACACACCAAGUCUUAAUGAACUUCGAUUUUGUGCACAGGGCUUAUCAUGCUGGAACAUAUUUGGGCCUCUUGGUUCCAGUGAACUAUGAGGCCCAGACCUGUUCCAGUUUUGGCCAUGUGGUGUAUGCUGUGUGCAUGUAGUGUGAGUCAUUUCACAUUUUAGUGUGUGCUAUGGCAUCCUGUUUCUCAUUUCCUUUUUGCAGGGGACCUGAGACUUGGGUGCAUUUCAGAGAGAUCUUCCCUGCUGAAAUAACCAUUAGAGACAAAGUGCUGUGACCUCCAGAUUUAAAACAGGAAAAUCCUUAUCAAAAUGUUAAAGGGAAAAAGCAGAAUUGACCUUCACAUUGUUGGGAAAAGAUAUGACAUUAAAUGUCAUUUUAAAGUGACGUGCAGGAAUCUACAGGAAUCAAACUUGAGUUUUGGUAACCUUUCUCUCUAAAGGCAUCUUUGUGUGUUGUGAAGGUAUCAUACUCCCUGACCAGAAUGAUUAAUUAGAUGCAGUUCAGUGGUCAUUAGUUCAGAGGGGAUCUCAAACAAUAUCUUUUGAUUCCAAAACAACUCUCAGUCCACAGGCAUGGCCCGGCAACUGCAGCUUGCCUCACAGCUUGCUUCACAACCUCAAAACACAGACUACAUAUUCUCAUUUUGCAUCCUGUUUACAUCACAAACAUGAGCUUGGCAAGGUCCACUGGGACCUGGCAGUGCCAUGUGGGCCUGGCUUCAGCUCAGCCUGGCUUAUUGUUUCCCCCGAGCCGGGAUUUCUCUACCCAGUACUGGGGGAGGGUGGAGAGGGAGACUGAAAUGGCCGAGGGGAGCAGGACAACAUUACAAGGAAGUUGCACUGGACGUCUACAGGCUCUCAUGCUUUUCUUGUUCUUCUGGACGUGGAUAGGAUUUAACAAUUUGAAUCUGUUUCAGCAAAUUGUUAGAUAAUUGAAGGUCCUUAUGAAGACCCAACUCUAUUGGAAAAUUUUGGAGUCUUAGGCCACAAUAUGUCGAAUGCCAUUCUUCCUUCUUGAAGUGAUUCCGGUACUGCUAUAUUGGAUGCAGUUGAAAAAGCAGAAAAAGAAGAAAUAUGCGUUCUCUUGCCCCAGUGGAUUAACCUAAUUGUACAGCGAUGAAAGAGUGAAUAAGAUUGAAAAGCUGAGACAAAUACAAGUGAAUAUAAGAGAAAAAAAGUUGGCGUUUGUGCCAUCAUUUCCUGGGUGGCCUAGUUGGUCAAGAUGACCAGUCUGUUUCGGCGGAGCAGCAAUGGCGGCUCCCGUGGAGGAGGAGGAGGAGGUGGAGGAGGAGGGGAAGCAGGUGGAGGAGGUGGAGGAUCGGCCCCAGGAGAACUGAACAACAGUAGGCCUAACCGACAGGUGCGGCGGCUGGAGUUCAACCAGGCCAUGGAAGACUUUAUGACCAUGUUUCCUAGCAUGGAGUAUGAGGUGAUCGAGUGUGUACUGCGCUCCAACAAUGGGGCUGUGGAUGCCACCAUUGACCAGCUUCUGCAGAUGAGCAUUGGUGACGAUGGAUCAGAUGACAGCUCAGACUCUGAUGACAGCAUCCCACCUGAGAUUCUGGAGAGGACCCUCGAACCAGACAGCUCAGAUGAAGAGCCACCACCAGUCUAUUCUCCACCCACGUAUGACAUGCACAUAUAUGACAGGAAAUACCCCAAUGCCCCGCCCACUCCUCCCCCAAGGUUUGAAGUGCAGCCUACAGUGGGACAGCAGCAUACGCCGAGUUACAGGAACUGGAACCCCCCGUUACUCGGCAACCUGCCCGAUGACUUCCUUCGAAUCUUGCCCCAGCAGUCAGACAGUAUACAGAGCUGUCAAAGCAGCACGCGUGAGCCAUCAUCGUCCCUGGCAUCACUGCCUCAGCAGGUUGCCUGUGUUGCUGGAGCAUCUGGAGCCUCUGAGCAGGAACGCAAGCUUAAACAGUACCUGGAAGAUGAGCGCAUUGCUCUCUUCCUCCAGAACGAGGAGUUCAUGAAGGAGCUGCAGCGCAAUCGCGAGUUUCUUGUCGCACUGGAACGAGAUCGCCUGAAGUAUGAAUCAAAGAAAUCUAGGUCAGCUGGUAACUCUACAGGUAACCACUACACUCCUGGAUCAUUUGAGGCAUGCACGGUAGUGUCAGAUGACGCUCUGUUCAGAGACAAACUGAAGCACAUGGGAAAAUCAACCAGGAAGAAACUGUUUGAGAUCGCCAAAGGGUUUUCAGAAAAGACGAAACGAAGAAAGGCCAAAAGAAGGACCCUCCUGAGACAUCAUUCAUUGGGCACUGCCAACUCCACUGCAAAUCUACUGGAUGAUGUGGAAGGAAACCCCUGUGAGGAGGAGAGUCAGCUCAGAAGAUUGGCCAUGCAGGAAGAGGAGCGGCCCCACAGGGAAGCACUUUCAUGAUCCCUCCUGUCACCUGGAAUAUUUCAAGUAUCCGUAGUAAAAGCAGAGUAACCCGUGACCGACCGCUUGUAGCUCUGUGGUUCCACGAAGGUGGUGUGAGCGAGUCAUCCCCGGCUCCUCCCACACAGUCUCCACCUACGCAGGUUUCCCUAGUCACAGGAAGGGACUAGAAUUCUAAAGCAGCAUUGUAACAUAUAUCUGCAAUAUAUUAACUGUAUAGUAAUUCUUUAAUAUAUGAUUUUAUAUGUAAAACUGAACAAAUACAUUAUUAAAUUUCUGUUUUUCCCCCUGUAUAAUGGUUAAAAAAAAAAAACCCUCUCACUUUGUCUUAGCUACAUUAGAUGUAUUCUUCUGUCGAUUAUUUAUGGUAUAAGAGGAAUUUGGCUUGUUGCAAAUAAUUUUUAUAUCUUUGCAAAAUAUUUAUAUUUCUUCAAACAUACAAUUUGAUGGUCCUGAUGGUCAUGUAACAUUGGAAAGUUUUCUACGAUGUCCAGGAAUCCAAACCUUUAAUUAUAAAAAAGGUAGCCACAUUUGCUCAUGUAAUCCAUUUGUAGUAACACCAAAACGCCUUUUUAAAAUCUGUACUCCCAUUCUGCCUGACUGCAAUAUACCAAGGCAUAAAGGUUCACACUAAAUGUUUGAUGAUGAUGAUGUGCAUCUAUCAUGUGCAGAACUAACUGCCAAUUCAACCGGUGUAAGUGCCCUUUAAUCCAGUAGGCUUAGUCCUGAUUCUCUACUUGUCCAGAACCGAAGAAUUCUCUUGCAGUGUCAAAUGAUGCUGUUACAGUUCUUAAAUAAUUCAUAAAUAUAAUGCUAGAGUUUUUCACUUGAACAUGGGAAAGGGCAGCAAUCUGUGAAUGGACAUCUACCUGCACUGCCACUUGCAUUUUAUAAUCCUGUUAAGAUUCUUUUGUAGUAUUUCCUACAGGAAAGCUAUCUUUAAAAAAAAAAAAUAAAAAAAAUAAAAAAAAAGGCCAGUAUUAGUAUGAUUGAUACAUAUAUAAAUUUUUUUUUAAUUUUUUUUUUUUUUAAAAAAAGACCGUUGUGUUUAGGAUCACCUGACUAUUAUGUUGAGGAGUUAGGUGAACAGAACUUGUUGAAAGAUACCAUCAUGUUAGUUUAAUGUGCUGUUGCUUUUUGAAUGGAUGAUUUUAAUUCUGUUUUAAGCAGUGUGAUUUUAUUGCAAGGGAAGAGCUUCUACACCUUCUUCACUAUUUUAGUUGAUGUUAGCAUUGGGUUUCUGUCAGUAGAAUCAUAGGAAUACAAGAAAUUGUAUUUUUGUGCUAUUAUGCAAUGGAUUCUUAGUAAAUGUAACAAAGUAUCUCUUGGGUUUUUGAGCAGAGAACACUUUUCUAAACAAUGUCUGGACCUUUAUUCUAUUAUUACUGAUUCAAGAUAGCAGGUUUCUCUUUUUUUUUUUGGUAACGCCUCACAGUUUUGCGUGUCAGGUUUCUCCAUCUCCAGCCGUAGGAGGCAUUGCACAGUCCAGCGUUUUUAUGGUCUUUACUUUCUCAAGUAUUCAUUUGUGAGAUACAGAACACAAACAACAUAUGAACAGAAAUAUGAUAUGAUACUUAACAUGUUAGAAUAUCCAGUCCAGGACCUCUUAUUUGAAAUAGCAGUGGGACUCUAUGGAAAAAUUUACUUUGUCAUCUUUCAAGUUUCUUUUUUUUUUUUUUUAAUUUAUUUAUUUUAUUUUAUUUUUUUUUAACAUGUUUUCAUUAAAUGUGUCAAAUUGAGAGUAUUAAAUUACAUAAAUGUAUUUUAUUUGUUUGGUCAGAAACACUUUCUUUAAAAAGUCAUUUAAAUGAUUGCUCUUAGCCUUCAUGACUUUAUUACUAUUAAAAUUGUUUUCUCUUAUUUUUCACCUCAGAGGUUAGUCUUUUAUAAGCAGGUCACCCUGUUUUAAAACUCUUGUAGCAUUAUACAUGUAUGUUACUCCACACUGUGUGACCAUAAAUUCAGUUUGUUUCCUAUAUGAUCUGUUCAACUAACACAUUUAAUUGCUCAGGGAACUUGCUCUAUUUAACCAUUUUGGUACAAGCACAGCUUGAAUGGACAUAAAACGAAAAGUAACAACAGCAGUUUGACAGCUUAAUGUAGCACGGUCACAUGCUUCAUAACGCAAUAAAAACUGUUAAUCUAACCAAACGAUUUUUUAAAUAUAAUGAAAGUAUUUAAGGAUUGUCCUCCAAGAUGUUAUUUUUCUUUUCUUUUGGUAUGUUCUUGAUUUCAUGCCUAAAUUCUCUCCAGAGUUACCUUUGGUCUUCAUAAAGGGUGAAGUUAGGUUGAAUUUACUUUACAGGAUGGUGAAAGUUGUGCAGUAAUGAGUGGUGUAUUGAUCAAUACAGUGUAUGCUUUGAGUGUUUAAUUUUGAUCGGAUUAGAUGGAAUAUUUUCUUAAUGUUAAACUAGGUUAGUAAAUUGAAUUUGUAAUGUAAAAUGGUUAUUAUUAUUAUUAAUAUUAUUAUUGAAGAUAAUUACCUUUAUUUCUAGGACUAUGACUGUAUUUGCCCCACUAAUAAGUGUAAUGGUUCUGUAACCCAUCAUACUAUCCAGAUCUAAAGUUUUCUUACAAUCCUGUUACGUUUAUUAGUUAUUUAAAAGGAAUAAAACUGUUAUGUUGUU
Molecule: messenger RNA, 5647 nt
Organism: Ictalurus furcatus (blue catfish)
Lineage: Eukaryota; Metazoa; Chordata; Actinopteri; Siluriformes; Ictaluridae
Gene: cuedc1b
Product: CUE domain containing 1b
Exons: 11
Coding region: 1854-3020 (388 amino acids)
Molecular function (GO): ubiquitin binding
Source: RefSeq, a predicted model, not a curated record